This is a messenger RNA of Suillus clintonianus, 1824 nucleotides long. RefSeq lists its product as uncharacterized. The record is from RefSeq and is a predicted model, not a curated record. The transcript is spliced from 4 exons. The coding region runs from base 285 to 1631 and encodes 448 amino acids. NCBI's taxonomy places the organism in Eukaryota, Fungi, Basidiomycota, Agaricomycetes, Boletales, Suillaceae.
UGUGCUGCGAUCGUUAACUGUGCUGCACAGCACAUACGCCCCAUGGCUAUUCUGUUCUACUGUACCCAUGAUAGUAUGACAUUUUGCCAGUAACAAUAUCCCCCGGCACAGCCCAUAGGGCACCGCGCCUUAACAGUUUCCUUUAUUUGUUGUGGUUUAGACAUUCUCUCUCUCUCCUAACUGUGCAACACCUAUAGCUUUGCCAAACAACGAGCUGAUCAGUUCUUGUCUCCAUACAGGAGAGACUGACAGUACGAUCAAACCAGUUCGUCACCCUUUUAUCAAUGGCACACGGGCUCAGAGAGUCGGAGUCGGCGACCCCGCCAGAAGUUCUGCAGAGCUAUGCAAGGCUCCGCGAGAAUAAUCGCCAGGUUUCAUGCUUUGAACGAAUCUGGGAGUCUGGAGCGAUACUUGACAACUCGGCGCGCGCAAAUCUCAAUUGUCAACUCUCUCGCUUUCUGGAAACACUUCCAGACAAACUGGCACGUCGCGAGGGAGACGAGCUAACACGCCACAUUAUAGAUCCAUACCUUUACCCUCUCAUUUACGGCCGGACGCUUGCUUACGACUCAGCUAGGGAAGGAUUUCUUCGUCCUGAGCUAGCACCCAGCAUUACAGACGCGACAAACACAGAUUUCCUCUCACAAGAGUUCGCAUGUUUACCAUGCGACUUCCUUAUCUCUCAGGACGGUACAGCGAAGGCCCUCUCAUACAUAAAUAACCUCCACACUUGCUAUUCUGCGCUCUAUCGCUGCUUCGAGGAGUUGAUCUCGAAGUGCGUUCCCAUGUUCGAACAAGUCCUCACAGACUUGCAUGGGGACAACCCAAACAGAGAGCGAGUCCAGGGUCCGUCUUCGUCGGCGGAGUGGGAAGAGCCGGAGUCUCCAGAAUUCUCGCGUGACUUCGUGGAUUUGUCUGCGUUUGAGAGCAAGAAGCGGCAGUCGAUCAUGCGCCGGUCAAUUGUGCCUGAUGCCCCGAUCACUAGUUACCCAGGUGGACUUGAAGAACGUCGAAACAUUGUACAGCUCUGGGGGAAGACGCUCCAAGUCGUACUUGACGUGUACGAGAUUUGCAUCAAACCAGGUGGCCCUGCCUUUCGUGGUUCUCAGUGGCGCGUAGAGGGCAUGAAGAACGAACGCAUUGUCGCUUGCUUGCUUUAUAAUUCGUCAAGUCACAAUAUCACGGGUAACUCGAUCGAAUUUCGUAUGGCUGUUAAGACACCGCCUUCGUCUCCCAAGAAAGGCUCCGUCCCAAUUCAUCAGGGACUAUGCAUCGCGUUUCCUAAUAUCUAUGAAUAUCACCUCACACCAUUCUCAUUGGUCGAUCCGUCAAAGGAAGGGCACCAACGCAUCAUCGGGGUGUACUUGGUUGAUCCAAGCAUCACUCCGCUGGCGUCCACGCAGAGAGUCCCACCACAACAGAAGGCGUGGAUGAGGUUAGGUCUCGAGAUGGGAACCCGUGGAAUCUUUCCAGUGGAACUCAUUGAGAAAGUGCUCGAUGAAGUGGACGGAGUCAUGAACAUAGAUGAAGCGGUGAAACAUAGGGAAAGAAUGGUGAAGGAACGAACCAGGUUGUCGAUACUGAAUGAUGUUCAGCACUUCAAAUUCCCAUGCAACAACAGGAGACAAUAGUGUCUACUGAGGGGGUGCUACAUUCAUCUAUGAUAAUGAGUGUGCUCUUUUCUCUUCUAUAUACCCGUCAUUAAAAGUUUGCGUAACCUUGGACGGACUACAUAAGGACUCGCACUUUUACUUUCGUAUCAAAGACCCGUGCUAUUUUAUAUAUAUGCCAAGCACAUCCUAGCCCAAGAGCCUACGACGACAG